UACAGUUUAAUUACUGUUCUUUGAUGAGCAGCAAGCGGUGGUUGCAGGAGGGCUUCUCCUCGAAUUACCAGGAAAGGUACUUACCCGCACGUCCGCAGCAUCAAAAUCUAAAAUUUCGCGAAAGCCUCGCAACUGCCCGCAGCCUCCGACGCUCAAAUCCCAAAUCGAUACGAUUUUACCCUAACCCUAAAACCCUCUCACUCUCCCUCCAAUGGCGGAGGAAGAAAGAGAAUCUAACUCCAACAGAGAUCAAAACCCUAGAAAGGCCAAGAACCCCAAAGACCACCUCCCUUCUCUCUCCAACUGCCAAAGCUGCAGUCGCCAUUUCGCCCCUAAACCCCAAACCCUAACCAGCCUCAAACCCCUCGACAGCCAAUGGCGGAUCGUCCUCCUCUGCAACGAGUGCCUCCGCCUUGUUAAAUCCGGCGCCAAAUGCUCCUACUGCUUCUCGGAGAUUCUCAAGCCGGAGUCUUUCGUUUGUGUCGAUUGCUGUCCGCUGCCGCCGUUUCGGAGUAAGUGCCCUAGGACUCUUUUUACUAAAUUUGCUGCUGAGGAAUUGAUGCAAGAGGCUGCCACUGCAAAGGAGAAGGCUUUGAAGAAAGCUAUGGACGGUGUUAGUAGCGUGGUGGUCGAUCCUGUUGUCAGAGAUGAAGAUUUGGCUCUGCAGUUGCAUCUGGCGAUGAAUGGGUCACGAAGGAUCUCGAGAAGUAGCAGAUCGAUGAGUUUGGAUCGAUCUCUGGCGGCCAAGAAGAUCAAACAGUAUAAUGGGUGCACAGAGAAGGUUGAAUUUUGUGGAGACGAUAAGGGAUUUCUUGAUUCUUGCGACUCUUCUGCUGAUUUGAGUAAGGAGCUCAAGAAGGAAAAUAAUGGGUGUAAUAGCAAUGAAACGUCGGUGAAGGAGGAGCAAGGGAGUUGUUCUGAUAAGGUUGAUAGUUCUAGUGAAGAUCAUAGAAAGACUGAUGUGUGGAUAACGUAUCAGAGAGGAAGCAAGUCAAAAGGAGUAGGUUGUCAAGGGAAAUCCCCUGAGAAGAACAAGCAAAUGUUGAAUGGCAUGGGUGUUGGAGAAAUUUGCUCGGAAUCACAACAAAUAAGCGGGAGCCAUUCACUAGAUCGAUAUGCAAUGAAAUAUAUUAAGAGGAAGCCAAUUUUGAAAAAUGUAUCACAUGAGGGAAAUGAUUUUAACAAACAAGCCACUUAAUGUGACCAUCUUCCAAUACAAUGCUCCACUGUCAAGGAUGUCAGGGUGACAAUUUUGGUUAAGAGAGAUGCCUUCCAAGUUACAACCUUGUAUGGAUAUGUGAGUGGAGCAGGACCAUGACAAAAUGUCGAAAAGGAGUGGACAACUGAAGGAGAGCAAAAAGGACGAUCUUCAUUAAAGAUUAAUGAAUAUUCAGUGGGAUGCUGCUAUUUGCAUUAGGAUAACAGUUCAAAUGCGAGCCGGGCAUGUCUGCCUGAGGAAAUUCUUCACUGUUUGCAGUGAUAUUGCACUCUGCAUGGUCCAUCGAAUCCAAACCUGGUUAGCACUAGCUUUUAUUUCUUUUAUCUUUUCUUAAUUUAAAUACUGAUAUCCAACAAUUACAUAAUUGUUAUCUGUACUCUCUACUUUUUCCCUAAUAGGCUUGUUUACACAAAACUCACAGAACUAGCACAGCAUAAACGGCAUAUCAAAUUCCUUAAUAGAGGAUUCAAACUUAUCCGUAAAUUCCAACACAUCAUAACUAAAAUAGUGACAAACUAUUGGUUAAAACUUAGCUAUAUGCUUGCCGGAAUUAAAUGGUACUCCAAAUGACAAAUGAACAAGACGUGCAAACUAACAAGCUUGAAAUAGUUGAAGAAUCAGAAAGUCUAUCCUACCACUUCACUUCCUCUUUUGUUAGUCUAAUUUGUCUUGUGGUAGCAGUUGUGGCUGUAUCACACUCACAUCCAAUCUUGUUCCUCUCCAACUCUGUAAGUAGCUUCACAACAAAAAAUGUUAUUUGAGCCAUCUCUUUGGAUCCCAUCUAACUUAUUUAUUCCUUCUGGUCUUCAUAUUUGUACUGCACAGCUUCGUCCCUUAGUUAACAUUGAACCCAUCUGAUUCGAAUUCUAUGUGAGCAACCGGAUUCCGUAGAUAGUGUAGAACGCAGACCAUCAAAUUGAUUGGCUAGCAAGAGUCCAUGUCAGUUUGUGCUGGUGGAUAGUGGGUCUUAUUAGCACAAUCUCACAUGGUUCUAUAACCACAUACCCCAGUGGUUUGCAUCAGUAUACCUGGUUUUUGCAAAUAAGGAAGAGCACAAAGAUUAAUUUCCUACCCGUGUAAAAAAACAUCAAUUUUAGAAUUUUUACGGAGUAACAAGUAAGGAAAAAGUUGGCUAAUCAAGAAUAUUUCCCGCACACACUAAUUGCAAAGAAAGCUUGGUUGGGACCACUAUUUUUAUGUCCAGCUUGUUCUCUUUGCUUAUUUGGCCAUUAGCUUAAUGUUAGCUGCACAACAAUCAUAAAAUUGAAGAUCUUUUUUUGAGAUAUUGUUUUUUCUUCCAACUUGUUCACACCAUAAACCUACCGGGUCGUAAAAGUUGGGAUAAAAGAUUUGGGCUCCUGUCUUUGGAGAGUGAUGAAAAUCAUCUUAAGGAGUCUUUUGUUUACACAGAAAAUUUCAAGUGCAACUGUAAUUAUUGUUACGGUUGCAUAUAUUUUUCACUACUACUGCAGCUGUAGCUGUAGUUGUAGCUUUUUUCAUUGCAACUGUAUUUUAAAUACGUGUCAAAUUGAUUGCAAGACAUUUUUAUUGAAAAUAGCUCAUUUUUUAUUUUUUAUAAUUAUAAUUGUGAAAAAACUUCAAUUACAACAAAACAAACAAUCAAAUUUCAAAUGUGACUAUGGUGUAAAUUAUAACUGCACCCACUGUAGUCAUCUGACAACCAAACAACCCAGUGUGUGAUCACAACUAGAAAAGUAAUUAAUCAUUGAUGGUAAAAACUUAAUCAUCGAACUAUUUUUAAUUGUUCAGUUGAUGUAUUUCUAGGUUUCACAUUACUAACUUUACUCGAGUGCUGCUAGCUGAUACAAACUUACGUUAGUAUUUCAACCGGUAAAUAUCACCAUUAUAUUGUCCAUUUUAAUGUUUUUUAGCCUAUUGCCAACUAAUGUUUCAUGUUAUGCGCGCGUGAGAGAAAAGAGAAAAUCAAUGAGCAAAAAAGCUAACUAUCACAUGUUUGUUAACAGGUACAAUUUUCAACUUGAGUCUCAUUAUUUUGUCAACCAUUAAUUAACUUGAAUUUUUUUGUUUUUCACCUCUUCUUAGUGUUUUGGGUUUGAAGUAUUGGUGGAUACCAAUUCAUAUUGGCCAUAUCAUUUCGGAGUUAAGUAUAUGCCUGUCAGAUCCGGGAGAGGAAGGUGAAACACCUGCCUUAGUAUUUGGCAAGAAUCAGCAAUGUAGUUUUAGGCUAUGCUAGAAUAAAGAGUAGAAUAAAAGAGAGACUGAUCUCUCUUUUUGCAGAAGAAAGACUACUCCAAAAUGCUUGUUGCCAGAGGUGGCACAUUUUGCAGAGAAAUAAAGCUGUUCUCUUUUAUUGUAAACGCAUAAUGUUUGUCGGUGUAGCGUUAGAAAGAGUCGGAAGAGGCAUUGUUUGUUGUGGCCAGUUUUCUUGUUGCACUUCCAUUUCAGUAUAUAUACAUAUACUGGAUAAUAUCACUAUCUAAUUCUACUUUUGAGUA
Asparagus officinalis (garden asparagus) is the source of this 3696-nucleotide messenger RNA. RefSeq lists its product as uncharacterized. The coding region runs from base 212 to 1198 and encodes 328 amino acids. NCBI's taxonomy places the organism in Eukaryota, Viridiplantae, Streptophyta, Magnoliopsida, Asparagales, Asparagaceae. The record is from RefSeq and is a predicted model, not a curated record. The transcript is spliced from 5 exons.